CAGUUGUUUCCCUGAGUGGGACGGGCUUGUCUGUUGGCCCAGAGGGACAGUGGGGAAGAUAUCAGCUGUCCCGUGCCCUCCUUACAUUCACGACUUUAAUCAUAAAGGGGUUGCUUUCCGACACUGUAACCCCAAUGGAACAUGGGAUUUUAUGCACAGCUUAAACACAAGCCGGUCCAAUUACUCAGACUGCCUUCGCAUUCUGCAGUCAGAUAUCAGCAUAGGAAAGAAGGAGUUCUUCGAACGCCUCCAUGUGAUGUACACCGUGGGGUACUCCAUAUCCUUCGGUUCCUUGGCUGGAGCUGUCAUCAUCCUUAGUUACUUCAGGAGAUUGCAUUGCACCCGGAACUAUAUCCACAUGCACUUAUUUGUGUCUUUCAUGCUGAGAGCUGUGAGCAUCUUUGUGAAGGACAGAGUGGUCCAUGGUCAGAUGGGAGUGAAGGAGCUUCAGUCCGUGAUAAGACAGGGCGACCUUCAAAGUUCCAUGGACCUCUCUUCUAUAGACAGAUCACAAUAUACGGGGUGCAAGAUUGUUGUUGUGAUGUUUAUUUACUUCUUGGCCACAAACUACUAUUGGAUCCUGGUGGAAGGUCUCUACCUGCACAGUCUAAUCUUUGUGGCUUUCUUCUCGGACACCAAGUAUCUGUGGGGCUUCACCGUGAUAGGCUGGGGGUUUCCAGCAGCGUUUGCUGCAGCCUGGGCGGUAGCACGAGCAACUCUGGCGGACACAAGGUGCUGGGAGCUUAAUGCUGGAGACAUUAAGUGGAUUUAUCAAGCUCCAAUCCUAGCAGCUAUAGGGCUGAAUUUUAUUAUCUUUCUGAAUACAGUUAGAGUUCUGGCUACCAAAAUUUGGGAGACCAAUGCAGUGGGACGUGACACCAGAAAGCAAUACAGGAAACUCGCCAAAUCCACACUGGUCCUGGUGCUGGUCUUUGGCAUGCACUACAUCGUGUUUGCGUGCCUGCCCCACUCCUACACAGGGCUCUGGUGGGAGAUCCGCAUGCACUGUGAGCUCUUCUUCAACUCCUUCCAGGGCUUCUUUGUGUCCGUCAUCUACUGCUACUGCAACGGGGAGGUGCAGUCCGAGGUGAGGAAGAUGUGGAAUCGGUGGAAUCUGUCCUUGGACUGGAAGGAGGCCCCUCCGUGCGGCAGCCACAGGUAUGGCUCCGUGCUGACCACCGUGACGCACAGCACCAGCAGCCAGUCGCAGGUGGCGGCCAGCACUCGCGUGGUGCUGCUCUCCGGCAAAGUGGCCAAGACGGUCAGCGGACAGACCGAAAGCCACGUGACUUUACCCGGCUUUGUCCGGAGUAACUCGGAGCAGGACUGCCUGCCACCCUCAAUCCACGAGGAGGCCAAGGAAGGCGGUGGGAACCAGGGAGAUGAUACCGCGACCAAGGUGUCUUCCAGGUUGUUGGAAGGUGGCCGGGAUGCUGGAGGACGCAAGGACGAAACGGUGGAUGUUCUCUGAACCACCACCUGUGCUACCUGGGUUCUGAAUGGUCCCGUCCAGCUGGCUGUGUAAAAACAGCUUGGCCCACAUCCCAGUGUGUGAGCCCCCAUCGCUGUUAAAUUCGGAGUCAAAGGGUUAUCACCACAUUUCCAGGUUCUGUAAACGGAUUCCAAUAAAUACUGGAGACACAAAACAGGAGGAAUGGGCGGACUAAUUACCUCACGUUGGCGGCCAGCUCCUCUUUUGAACUCCUGUGUGUGCUCGCUCUGUGACUGUUCUUUUUCCUGCUACAUCUGGGUAGACACGUUUCAAUGCAUUGGAUCUAGCUUGCUUCCACAAGCACAGGCCUCAAUAUGGUAGAGAUAAUUCAAUAUGCAUCGUUUUAACGAACAGUACUCGUUCUCACGUUAAUGUACCAAGAUGGUGGCAAGCCUUCACGUCGACUCAGACUCACAGUGACCCUGUGGGACUGGAUAGAACUGCCCCUGUGGCUUUCUGAGAUUGCAACUCAUACAGGGAGGAUAAAGCCUCAUUGUUUUGCCCCCAGAGUGGCCGGUGGUUUCAAACAGAUAAUCUUGUGGUUCAUGGCUUAACAUGUAAAGCUACGCCACCAGAGGCCCCCCCCAUACAAAGGUGGUUCAUGACCAGGUAACGUUUCGGUUUUUAUACAUCAGAUCACCAUGAACGGGUUGGAGCAGGCUUGAAGGUAACUCUUAGCCGCAAUCUUUGCCUUUCUCUUAUAGGUGCAAAGGAACAGUUAGGGUCUAUAACUAGAACAGUGAAAGAUCUAAGAGGAAAUGUGCCUUGGAAAAUAUGUUGAUUGGCUCUGGAUAAAAAUAAAAUGCAUGACAAUGGAAGCAGUUCUUCCUGGAAACAAAGAAAAUGCCAGAAGAAGAGACUGCUGCUCCUGUCCUUCCUAUUGAAUGUCCGCUCCAUGGCCGGUUCAACCUGCGGCUGUCUUUCUUCCCUCUCUGUGAACUGUGCCACACUUGCAAGGGCUUUUCAAUCGGUGACUUUGUUUAUGAUCAUCUGUAGUGAUCGUAAAUCACAGCGUGUCUGUGCCCCUUUUUCUUCUUGGCUCUAUUCCUAUGUUGUGAAUGGCAUGUGGG
This is a messenger RNA of Echinops telfairi (small Madagascar hedgehog), 2562 nucleotides long. RefSeq names its product parathyroid hormone 2 receptor (gene PTH2R). The transcript has 11 exons. Gene Ontology annotation, molecular function: G protein-coupled peptide receptor activity; parathyroid hormone receptor activity; peptide hormone binding. Gene Ontology annotation, biological process: adenylate cyclase-modulating G protein-coupled receptor signaling pathway; cell surface receptor signaling pathway. Bases 152 to 1471 code for a protein of 439 amino acids. The record is from RefSeq and is a predicted model, not a curated record. Lineage: Eukaryota; Metazoa; Chordata; Mammalia; Afrosoricida; Tenrecidae. Gene Ontology annotation, cellular component: plasma membrane.